Molecule: messenger RNA, 1785 nt
Organism: Blastocystis hominis
Lineage: Eukaryota; Bigyra; Opalinata; Blastocystidae
Exons: 5
Coding region: 171-1304 (377 amino acids)
Molecular function (GO): GTPase activity; GTP binding
Source: RefSeq, a predicted model, not a curated record
GUUUGAGUACACGACCCGUUUCUCUUCUCCAAGGGGGAACACGACUUCCACGGUUGAUUGGAGUUCGUUUUUUGGGGAAACGGCGUGUGAUUGUGGAUGACUCUCUAAAGGAUCUGACAAGUCGACCAACGAACUAUGUUGAAUUGAACCCAUAUAAUAAAAUACGAGUUAUGUCCAAACGGUCCUAUCUUCCGGUUUCACACAUCUCAAAGGCGCUCUGUACAAGGGACAAUGGUGAUUUCCUAUUGAAAGAUGAAGAGGGGCGUGUGCACCGGUUUUCUGACGAACGAGAUAUUAUUAUUCCCUACUCUAUUGCGGAACCGUAUUUGACUCGAUGCAAGAAGCAGUGUCGCUGCGUAGAAAUCGAUCCUGAAGUAGCUCCAUCAACUCCUUCAAACAUGGGCAACAUGGUGAAGCGCCGGUCUGUCUUUAGUGUGAUAGGUGAAAUGGAUCAUGGGAAAACGACUUUGUUGGAUACGUUUCUCCAUACUUCCUAUCAAAAGCAAGAAUUUGGAGGAACCACGCAGAUUAUCCGAGCCAAUGACAUGCAGAUCCCCUACAAAACAGCCUCAGGCGAGACUGCAUUGCAUCCCUGUACCUUUCUCGACACGCCUGGCCAAUCUUGCUUUUCGUUUAUUCGAGAAAAUGGCAGCAUUCUCUCGGACCUGGCGCUCUACAUCGUGUCUUUGUACGAGGGACCUUCCGAGGAAGCUCGCUCCAUCUUUCAGCAGAUGAAAGAGAACAAAACGCCCGUGAUCGUGGUGUUUACGAAGAGCGAUUUGGUUUCGAAUCUGCGGAGAGAGUCCGUGAAGCAGUCGAUUCUCGAAUUGGCUGCUUCGUUUCACGUUCCCAUUUGUUUCUGCGUUACCCACGAGGGAAUCGAGCAGCUGCAGCAGCGAUUGGUCGAAUUGGGUCAACGGCAGCAGCCCAGCGUGCCCAUCGAUUGUCCUGCGGAAGCCACGGUGUUGGACAGUCUGGUGAUUCCUUCGCAGGGCAUUGUGUUCCGCGCGCUGGUCCAGCAGGGCUGUCUGUCGCUUCGGAACAACUUCAUUUGUGGCAUGUACACUGGACGAGUGCGAAAUCUGAUCGAUCUGCACAGCAAUCCGGUGCAGAAAGCGCUGCCCGGAAUGGUGGUGAACGUUCUGGGCGCUCGAAAAUUGCCCGCGUUCUUGCGGAAGAAGCCGCAGCUGCUGCCUGCGGGCGAUACGCUGUUUGUUCGAACACCUGAUGAAAUCAAAGCGAUUUGGGAUCAGCGAUUGCUGGAGUUUUCCUUCCGAGCCAGCGCAGGAAGAGGAUUUGAAUGAAUCUGAGGGAUUUAAGGAAUCAUUCGAAUCAUUCGAAUCCAAUGAGUCAAUUCAAGGAAAUGAAAUGAAUAAAUUGGGUCAAAAGGACCAACAACCCUAUCCAAUGGAGUUUGAAAACGCGGAAGAUCGUCCGGUUUUAUCCAAUCGGCGUGUGGAAAUCAUCGAUGGAGAGGAGUAUGUGGAGGUCAAAUCGCAAUCUGUGAUCGCUGUGGCGGAUAAUGCGAACAGCAUGGCGAUUCUGCUUGACCAGCUGAAUGCAAAGCCGAAUAUGAACAUUGUUCGAACGCGUGUGGGUCAGAUUACCGAUAAGGAAAUUCGGCUCUGCAGAGAAUCCGACGUGAAGUUGGUGUCGUUCAAUGUGGCUUUGCCUCCUAAGAUCGUGCUGAGCGAGAAGAAGUUUAUCUAUUCGCGGUUGAUGAACGAGCUGAUUGAUAAGUUGAACGUGGCAUUUGGAAAGAAGGAGUAAAGUCUUUUAGUGGAA